AUGGCACCAAAACGUCGAGAAAUACAGUCCGAUGUAACGACUCCCCCGGCCAGCAAAGUGAAGCAACAAGCAACAGCUUCGUCAACUGUACCCAAGCCAUCGCUAUCGACCUCUGCAAAUGCUCCCGCGAAAGAUAUAAUACUGAAUAUAUGGGAUAAUUACACCACAAACACCCCCCAGCGGACACUACUUUUAGAUAUCUUCAUGGCUUUUUUAGUUGUGGUUGGAGGAACUCAAUUCGUAUACUGUGUUUUAGCGGGCAACUAUCCUUUUAAUGCAUUCCUAAGCGGCUUCUCUGCUGCUGUGGGCCAGUUCGUCCUCACAGCGAGUUUAAGAAUGCAAACCAGCGAUGUAGGGAAGACUAAGACUGCCGGAAGUUCCGGCGUUUCUAGCGGGGCAGACACGCCGAUUCAAGACCGGGGAGAGGGUUCUAGUGAAAGGUCGGUGUUUACUUCAAUUGGCAGGAUGUGA
Molecule: messenger RNA, 471 nt
Organism: Trichophyton rubrum CBS 118892
Lineage: Eukaryota; Fungi; Ascomycota; Eurotiomycetes; Onygenales; Arthrodermataceae
Exons: 2
Coding region: 1-471 (156 amino acids)
Biological process (GO): protein N-linked glycosylation
Cellular component (GO): oligosaccharyltransferase complex; membrane
Source: RefSeq, a predicted model, not a curated record